This is a messenger RNA of Paramormyrops kingsleyae, 1008 nucleotides long. NCBI's taxonomy places the organism in Eukaryota, Metazoa, Chordata, Actinopteri, Osteoglossiformes, Mormyridae. The record is from RefSeq and is a predicted model, not a curated record.
GGCUCACCAAAAUCACGUCAGUGUACAUGCACUUAUAUCUGCAGCAAAUACGAAACUGCAUAACAAGAAUGCUUACGUGGAACUCUCUGACCUUUCAUGUGAAAAUAACCACCACACAAACAAAAUAAGCAAAACACACAGGGAUACAUCAGAAGGUCCUGCUUGUGCAGCAAAGCAGCAUCACCACAGAAGCUGUGCAACACCGGACUCACCAGAGCCAGCGGCGGUGCUUGGAGCGCACUUGGGUGGAUCGCCGGAGUGGAUCACGUGGGUGGAUCGCACGAGUGGAUCACGUGGGUGGAUCGCCCGAGUGGAUCACGUGGGUGGAUCGCCGGAGUGGAUCACGUGAUGCUGAGAAACCGCCGUUCUUGCAGCCCCAAUAAGGGGGCCUACGUUAGCCGCAGCCCAACCAGACAGCCCCGUGUAAAGGGGGGCAGUUAUGACUGUGAGCUGAUUCAGGUCAUGAGGGAAAGGGAUGAGAUGCAUGGCAUGCUGGGGAAAUAUGAACGGCACCUGUCAGAGAUCCAGGGUAAUGUGAAGGUCCUCACCGCUGACCGCGAUAAGACCUCCAUGUUAUACCAGCAGGCCCAGGAGGAGAUAGCUCAGCUCCACCAGGAGCUCCUGAGGUCAAAGCGGACCAGUUCUCCAAGGAGCAGUGUGAUGGCCCAGAAUAUUCUGAGACGCGUGGAAGCUGAACGGGAUGAAGCAGCGGCUGACCUUCGGCGCAUGACUAUGGAGAGAGACAGCUUGAGGGAGAGGCUGAAGGUAGGCCAGACCACCGGGAUGGGGGGGGGGCAGCCUGAGGGAGAGGCUGAAGGUAGGCCAGACCACCGGGAGGGGGGGNGAGUGGAUCACGUGGGUGGAUCGCCCGAGUGGAUCACGUGGGUGGGUCAUCGGAAGCGAGAGAGGAAAGGUGUAGGAGCCACUGCCGGCAACAAGCCCAAAGGAAGCCUACUGACAAUGUUCACAGGAGAGCUCAGAGUCAGCACAGCUCCUCCAGUGUACUGA